Molecule: messenger RNA, 1311 nt
Organism: Pyricularia pennisetigena
Lineage: Eukaryota; Fungi; Ascomycota; Sordariomycetes; Magnaporthales; Pyriculariaceae
Exons: 5
Coding region: 1-1311 (436 amino acids)
Biological process (GO): regulation of gene expression
Cellular component (GO): Rpd3L-Expanded complex; nucleus; cytoplasm
Molecular function (GO): histone binding
Source: RefSeq, a predicted model, not a curated record
AUGGCACCUCCCCCAGCCAUGGACGCCGAUGAAAUGGACGUAGAGGAAGAUUACGAUCAGGAGCAGAGGAUAAUCAAUGAAGAGUACAAGACAUGGAAGAAGAAUAGCCCUUUUCUCUAUGAUAUGAUACUCAGCACCGCCCUUGCCUGGCCGACUCUGACCGUGCAGUGGUUACCUGACGUAAAGGAGCCAGAAGGCAAGAACUAUCGUAUCCACCGUGUCCUCCUCGGCACGCAUACAUCGGGAGCCGCCGACGAGUACCUUCAGAUUGCCGAGGUCGAGAUUCCCAAGGCUGUCCAGCCAAACCCAGCAGACUACGACGAAGACCGCGGCGAGAUUGGUGGCUACGGUGGCAGCAAGGGAAGCGAGGCGGCCGCUAUCAAGUGGAACAUUACCCAGAAGAUAGACCACCCGGGCGAGGUGAAUAAGGCCCGCUACCAGCCUCAAAACCCAGACAUCAUUGCCACAGCCUGCGUCGAUGGCAAGAUCCUCAUCUUCGACAGGACUAAGCACAGCUUGCAGCCCUCGGGCACUCCUAAUCCCCAGUAUGAACUUAUUGGCCACAAGGCUGAAGGUUACGGACUCAAUUGGAGCCCUCACGACGAAGGUUGCCUUGUCACUGGCAGCAGUGACCAGACGGUGCUUCUGUGGGAUCUCAAGGAUGUUCAGCCCAACAACCGUAUCCUCAAGCCCAAGAGGAAGUACACACACCACAGCCAAGUUGUCAACGAUGUGCAAUAUCACCCCUUGGUCAAACACUUCAUCGGUACCGUGUCGGACGACUUGACUCUGCAGAUUCUCGACACAAGGCAGGAAUCGAAUGAGAAGGCGGCAUUGGUCGCCAAGAAUGGCCACUCAGACGCCAUCAACGCGUUAGACUUUUGCCCCGCCUCAGAAUUCUUGGUCGCAACCGCUUCGGCCGACAAGACUAUCGGCCUAUGGGAUCUGCGCAAUGUCAAAGACAAGAUUCACACCCUAGAGGGUCACCGGGAUGCCGUGACUUCAGUGUUCUGGCACCCGCACGAGGCUGGCAUUCUUGCCAGCGGCAGCUACGACAGGCGGAUCCUGUUCUGGGACUUGAGCCGCGUCGGCGAGGAGCAACAACCAGAGGAUGCUGAGGACGGACCGCCAGAACUGCUCUUCAUGCACGGAGGUCAUACCAAUCAUCUGGCCGACUUUAGCUGGAACCCCAACGAGCCUUGGAUGGUCUGCAGCGCGGCAGAGGACAACUUACUUCAGGUCUGGAAGGUUGCCGAGUCGAUCGUUAAGCGCGACGACGCCGACCUGCCGGUGGAUGAGCUGGGCCCCUAG